This is a messenger RNA of Ceratina calcarata, 786 nucleotides long. RefSeq names its product DUF1676 domain-containing protein Osi19 (gene Osi19). The coding region runs from base 28 to 780 and encodes 250 amino acids. Gene Ontology annotation, cellular component: membrane. The record is from RefSeq and is a predicted model, not a curated record. Lineage: Eukaryota; Metazoa; Arthropoda; Insecta; Hymenoptera; Apidae. The transcript has 2 exons.
GUUUCCACUUUCGAAAAAGAAACCACCAUGAAGCUGUUCGCGUUUUGCGUAAUUUUGACUCUGGCGGCUGCCCAGCCUGCGAAGAACGACCUCUGGAAGGGUAGCAGCAUGGACCAGAUGGUCGACCAGACGAAGAUCGAGUGCUCGCAGAAGAACGACGAGGUUUCCUGCAUGAAGUUCAAGGUUCUGAAUCUCCUCGACCAGAUCUUCCGCAAAGACAGCUUCAAGGUGUCCGAAACCGUGGAGGUGACUCGCAACUCGUACCCCGUCGAAGAAGUCUCCGGCCGCGGCGAGGCCUCAUUCUUGGACAACUUGCAGACCUAUCUGACCUCUCACGAUGUGACCUUCAAGCUGCCGAUGGAAUCCUCGGUGAAGGUGAGCGCCAGGAACAUCGACGACGAUCAGCUCACCUUCGACGUCAAGUUCGGCCAGGGUCGCGCCGUCGAGGAGGCUCGUAAAUCCAAGCUGAAGAAGGUCGUCAUUCCCAUCCUUGUGUUCGUCCUCCUGAAGGCGAUGACUCUGAUCCCUCUCGCGAUCGGUGUCCUCGGUCUCAAGGCCUGGAACGCUCUUCAGCUCUCGUUCUUCAGUUUCAUCGUCUCCGUGGGAAUGGCGAUCUUCCAAUUGUGCAAGAAAAUAGCUGCCGACAGUCACAGCGCACCAUUGGCCGCUCACGGUCCAUGGGAGUACCAAGCUCAGUACAGAUCCCUUCAAGACGACCUGCAGCAGCCAUCGGCGAUGUUCGCUCAGGAUCUCGCAUACGCCGCGCAUGCACAAUCCUAAACUGAU